This is a messenger RNA of Brassica napus (rape), 580 nucleotides long. RefSeq names its product 50S ribosomal protein L11, chloroplastic-like. Bases 1 to 465 code for a protein of 154 amino acids. The record is from RefSeq and is a predicted model, not a curated record. Gene Ontology annotation, molecular function: large ribosomal subunit rRNA binding; structural constituent of ribosome. The transcript has 3 exons. Lineage: Eukaryota; Viridiplantae; Streptophyta; Magnoliopsida; Brassicales; Brassicaceae. Gene Ontology annotation, cellular component: large ribosomal subunit; ribosome. Gene Ontology annotation, biological process: translation.
AUGGCUCUAGAGGCCGGGAAAGCAACUCCGGCGCCUCAGGGAGUCAUCAUUAUGGCUUUCUGCAAGGAUUACAAUGCUAGAACCGCUGAUAAAGCUGGUUAUAUCAUUCCCGUAGAAAUCACUGUCUUCGAUGAGCGCAAUUUAAAUAGUGAUAAGCUUUAUGAGAUUGUUUAUAUGGUAUGGUUGCAGGAUAAGAGCUUCUCUCUUAUCCUGAGGACCCCGCCUGCUUCGAUUUUAUUGCUUAAGGCUGCAGGUGUUGAAAAGGGAUCCAAAGAUCCAAAGCAAGAUAAAGUUGGGACAAUUACAAUAGACCAGCUGCGCACAAUUGCAGCCGAGAAGCUGCCCGAUCUGAACUGCACGACCAUUGAGUCUGCUAUGAGAAUCAUUGCAGGAACUGCAGCUAACAUGGGGAUCGACAUUGACCCUCCGGUUCUUGAACCCAAAAAGCAAGCAGUUUUGUUGUAAAAGCCUGCAGAAUAGUUUAUGUUUUGAUAAUGCCUUGCUCGUUUCUAAAUGUAAUUUCCAAGUAGACAUUUAAGCGAGAUACAUAUAAAGAUGUCUAAUGUCUUGGUUUGCAACA